Messenger RNA from Athalia rosae (coleseed sawfly), 823 nucleotides. RefSeq lists its product as uncharacterized. The record is from RefSeq and is a predicted model, not a curated record. The transcript has 2 exons. The coding region runs from base 226 to 588 and encodes 120 amino acids. NCBI's taxonomy places the organism in Eukaryota, Metazoa, Arthropoda, Insecta, Hymenoptera, Athaliidae.
AUCCGAAAAAAUUGGGAAUAGAUCCACGAUGGUGGAGCUUGAGUUGUAUAUCAUAAACCGCCUUCAGGGGCAAGGGAAGAUGCGGUAAUUGAAAAAUCAAUUAAAAAAACGAAAAAACAAGGGAAAGUUAGGGAACAAUUUUAGAAUGGUGCAGCUGGGUCGUAUUUGUUGGCAUUUUGAUGGUCUCCCUCGUUCACCUAGCAUGUUUGGCUCGACGCGCGACUGAUGUUUGCAGGUUACCUGCAUCUCGAGGGCCUCCGUACAGCUCUGUUCAGCUAUUCAUUCGCUUGGAGUAAACCUAGGAAGUUUGAUUCUACGCAUAGAAGACACAGAUCAAACAGGACUCGUACCAGAUGCUACCGAUGGACUCCACGGGAAUCUAUUUUGGGCUGGAAUCCUCCCGGACAAAGACCUGAUAAGCUACGAUUGAGUUUUAUCAUAUUUUCUCACCUCUCUCUCAUUUUUAUUUUUCAGGAGAGCAUUGGACAGUCUCUGAAGCAACGGUGGCACCGCACCCGCAUAGGAAAUACAAGACUAUCCUCGAUGCAUUUACACCACUGGACUGUACAAUAUCCUGUACUUUGGUGAUUUACACAUCGAAUCAUCAUGUGGAUAAUUAUGCAGCAAGGAAUUACGAUGUAUACGUCUCGAAUCUUAGAGAACAAGAAAUUAAUAAUUUAAUGUUAAUUGAAAUGAAACUAUCGUCCAUAGUCUUGUAACGCAUUAGUCAUAAGUAUACAAAAAUGAAUUUAUAUUGUCCAUUGCAAAGUCUCAAUAUGUAUUCUUGACGAUUAAUUUAUUAAUAAAAACUCAUUGUAACCAA